GUUUGGAGUCUACUAAGUUGGCUUGAAUACAUAAGGCUUGGUCUGUCAGAUGCCCAUUUGUGAAAUCCAGAUAGCAUUGGAGCUUCAACAUCAAUUGACAUUAUAUUCUGGACUCGCCAAGUCGCCUAAGCAUCCCGUCUCUGAAAUAUUGAUAUACCACAGAAUUCAAAUCUCUGAUAGCAAUAACAUCAUGGCUGAUUCGUCCCCUCGCCGACGCAUCGUGAUAUCUAAUCUCGAUCUCGACUCAGACAAUGGCAACGACAAGACUGAACCUGGAGUAGAGGUAGUCACCGCUACUUUGGUGACAGAAGACAUGUUCGAUGGCCUUCUGCAGAGAACCAAGAUCGGGACUGUCUCGGCUGUCCCUGCAAGCAACGAAGGAUGUGGCCUGCCGGUCCUUCCUGACGUCCCUGGAAGUGGGAUAGUCUUGCCAGGUGGAGUGAACAUUUACUUCUUGGACUUGGCCCCUGGAUACACUACCCCGAUGCAUCGAACCCCAUCAGUCGACUAUGUUGCUGUCAACCAGGGGACGCCUAUCCUGAUCACGCCGAAGACUGCUUUCAGCGCCAAUGAUGGCAAAGCUGACUACGAAGAAACUGUCGAAAGCCUGCUUCGACCAGGAGAUGUUGCCGUUCAACGGGGGGCAAUGCACGCCUGGGCAAACAGAACCAACGAGUGGGUUCGCAUGAUCGGCAUGGUAGUCGACGCAAAGCCCUCCGAAGUUACGAUAGAUGGAAAGAAAUUGGAGCUUGGCGAAAGAUGGCUUCAGUAAGCACCGACACGCAGAACAGAUGGUUUUGAGAGUAACACUAGUGAAAUCUCUUGGAGCUAUCUGUCGUAGACUGAGUUGACGAUCUUGAGCCAAAGUUUAUAGACAAAGCAAUUGACUCGGAAACUGCUGAUCGAGAUAGCGUCUUAGAUUAUCGGCUUUGAAAAAAAUGAUCACUCAGUGUAUUCAGUCGAUCUAGUAUUUGUUGUUCACUCCAAG
Colletotrichum acutatum is the source of this 988-nucleotide messenger RNA. RefSeq lists its product as uncharacterized. NCBI's taxonomy places the organism in Eukaryota, Fungi, Ascomycota, Sordariomycetes, Glomerellales, Glomerellaceae. The transcript has 4 exons. The coding region runs from base 50 to 772 and encodes 240 amino acids. The record is from RefSeq and is a predicted model, not a curated record.